This is a messenger RNA of Symbiodinium sp. CCMP2592, 513 nucleotides long. The record is from the annotation of a GenBank genome assembly. Lineage: Eukaryota; Dinophyceae; Suessiales; Symbiodiniaceae.
AUGCAGAAUUGGGGUGCUCCUCCCGCAUUCGGCGGGAAGGGCAAGGCGCAGCCAGUCUACGGAAAGGCCAAUCCUGUUCCAGCUCGACCUGCUGGCCCUUACGGAGACAGGGGAAAUGCUGGAAAUGCUGAUGAUUGGGAUUCCUCACAAUGGGGGAGUCAACAGUUUGCACCUAUGGCUGCAAUGAUGGCCAUGAUGAUGGCGGGUGGGUUCCCUGGUGGCAAAGGAAACCAGGUCAAGGGGGAUCCUAAGUUCUUGGUAUACGUGGCCAACAUAGACUGGAAGGCCACGUGGCAGGAGCUGAAAGACCAUAUGAAGCAAGCAGGCACUGUUGAAUUUUGCUCCAUCCUCACGGAAGAUGGGACCGACUGGGGCAGGUCGAAGGGCAUGGCUUGCGUACGAUAUGCGACGGUUGAAGAUGUAGCCAACGCAGUGGCGACCUUAAACCAGUCCGACUUCAAAGGUCGACCGAUAAAGGUGGACCAUUGGACGAGCAAGACGGCGAGCGUCUGA